AUGCUCCCCGAGCCCACUUUCACCUUCACCAUUCCUUCGAUACACGAUGACACAACUCUUGAUUGUCGCUUAUAUAGUCCCCCACAUGCGGUAUUGAACCCUACAAAUGGCGAGUCGGCAUGGGGCCCACGAGGGGCAAUUGUUGCUCAUCCAUAUGCACCGUUUGGUGGAUGCUACGAUGAUGGGGUUGUCUUAUCAGUUGCUGCUGAGAUACUGAAGCAGGGAUUUGUGGUUGGGACAUUCAACUUUCGUGGUGCAGCAUCCUCGAAAGGCAAAACCAGCUGGCAAGGCAAGCCCGAGACUGAGGACUACUCCUCCUUCGUUGGGUUCUUUGUACACUACCUCGAAAGCCUCAGGGACUGUGGGCCCCGUACACGCUUGUCUAGAACCCCUGACACAACGUUGCCCUCGAUACCAUCGGCCUAUGAGCUGUCCUCGCUGCCUCAUACAACUAAUUGUGGUGGCAUGAAAUUGAUAAUCGCUGGCUACUCCUACGGCUCCCUUAUAACGACCUUUCUACCCCCAAUAGAGGAUAUACUACAACGCUUUGCACGAUUCAACAAAGGUACCGCAGAGGCAGAGAUCAGGCUUCGGGCUGUCAGUUUAGCAGCGCAAUGGAACAAGGACGCCGUAUUAUACCGCGAAGCACAACAAGCUCAGCAGACGAGCUCUCAUGAGAAGCUCAAAGUAUCAACGCAUGCAAUGACGGUGGCCGUUGGAGGAGAAGAAUCUGACCCGGGCAGUCGCCGUGCAAGCCAUGAAGGCAGAAGAAGUCUGGACGCUGUUCGAAGGAGUAUGGAAAGGUCGAGAAAGAAGUUGCUACGACAGCAUAGCAGCGAAGUGUCUGAGCAAACAUUCGUCGUUGAGAGCCUUCUUACGCAUGGAAGUUCCUCCACCGCAGACGCAUUAUCUAUUGAUAUCUCCUCUGCAGCCACCAAUCUCAAUGUUUACAACAAUGUUCUCAAAUAUGCGCUCAGGGUAUCUGGCUCAGAGAGAAGCAAAGUUCUUGAAUCAUCCCACGCUAGUCAUCUAUGGCGACAAGGAUUUCUUCACGUCGCAGAAGAAACUGCGAAGAUGGGCCGAGAGUUUGAAGUCUAA
Messenger RNA from Letharia columbiana, 1098 nucleotides. RefSeq lists its product as uncharacterized. The transcript is spliced from 3 exons. Bases 1 to 1098 code for a protein of 365 amino acids. Lineage: Eukaryota; Fungi; Ascomycota; Lecanoromycetes; Lecanorales; Parmeliaceae. The record is from RefSeq and is a predicted model, not a curated record.